CCAUUUGCCUGCGUCUCUGCUGCGGCCCCGUGUCUCCUGCCUCUGUCCCUUAUCAUCAGCUACUGCCAGCUUCACCACACCUCCUCCUCGACCUUUGCUCCGGGCUUGUUUUUCCCUCUGGACCGGGAACCCCGGGCUCACUUUCAAUUGCUGCCUGUCCUUUCCAACAGCCUCAGCAUGUGCACGGGAAAGUGCGCCCGCUUCGUGGGGCUCUCCCUCAUCCCCCUCUCCCUGAUCUGCAUUGUGGCCAACGCCCUCCUGCUAGUGCCCAACGGUGAGAUCACCUGGACCAAGGACCACCUCAGCUUGCAAGUCUGGCUCAUGGCUGGCUUCAUCGGCGGGGGCCUGAUGGUACUGUGUCCAGGAAUUUCCGCCGUCCGGGCAGGGGGCAAAGGCUGUUGUGGUGCAGGCUGCUGUGGGAAUCGCUGCAGGAUGCUGCGAUCGGUCUUCUGCUCGGCGUUCGGGAUGCUUGGUGCCAUCUACUGCCUCUCGGUAUCAGGAGCCGGGCUCCGAAUUGGACCGCUAUGCUUAAUGCACGGCUCCUGGGACUACCACUUCCAACACACCGCAGGCUCCUAUCUGCUCAACCGCACUCAGUGGAGCUCGUGCGCGCAGCCGCCACGUGUGGUCUAUUGGAACGUGACACUCUUCUCGCUGCUGGUGGCCGCCUCGUGCCUGGAGAUUUUGCUGUGUGGGGUGCAGCUGGUGAACGCGUCCAUUGGUGUCUUCUGCGGCGAUUGUCGGAAGAAGGAGGGCGCCCCUCACUGAGGCUCCACGGACCUGGUCCGUCGCUCCUGGACACCCGCCUGGCCCGCCCCCGCCCUGGAAUAAACUAUUUAGAGCUCUCUUCCGCGUCUCAGAUUGUGCCCUUUACAAGGAGUGUCCGAAGGUCUCCAUAUACACCGUGGCUUGGGGCUCUCGUGUUUGGGACCCUUGCACCCCGCUUGUUAUUUCCUUAAUAAAUAGUUAUUGAACUAUUA
Molecule: messenger RNA, 980 nt
Organism: Aethalodelphis obliquidens (Pacific white-sided dolphin)
Lineage: Eukaryota; Metazoa; Chordata; Mammalia; Artiodactyla; Delphinidae
Gene: TM4SF5
Product: transmembrane 4 L six family member 5
Exons: 5
Coding region: 178-768 (196 amino acids)
Cellular component (GO): membrane
Source: RefSeq, a predicted model, not a curated record